This is a messenger RNA of Rasamsonia emersonii CBS 393.64, 2790 nucleotides long. Its product is annotated as Phospholipid metabolism enzyme regulator. Gene Ontology annotation, biological process: positive regulation of phosphatidylinositol biosynthetic process; protein localization to vacuolar membrane; vacuole inheritance. Lineage: Eukaryota; Fungi; Ascomycota; Eurotiomycetes; Eurotiales; Trichocomaceae. The transcript has a single exon. Gene Ontology annotation, cellular component: fungal-type vacuole membrane; PAS complex. Bases 1 to 2790 code for a protein of 929 amino acids. The record is from RefSeq and is a predicted model, not a curated record.
AUGGCCUCCACUGCGGAUCGGCCGUCUGCAUCCCCCAGCGGAUCGUCCGCGACCUCCAAAUCCACCGCUGCGAAGCCCAAGGGCGCCGCGCCUGCCCGUGGCCGCAGUGGCCCUGACGGUGACACGACCGAUCAGAAUCUGCCCAAUCCGCCCUCUACUGUGUCCCUGCCGCCCAGGAUCUCGCCGCCCGUGUCGGCUCCCGCGUCUGCGGCCACCUCGACCUUCUCCUCGCGCGAGUCCUCGCCGGUGCGUGUCACUCCUCGUGCGAGCAGCAACAACCUCGCCCGUGCCUCUCGAUCCCACAAGAGCAGUACCAGCCCCAGCCCGAACAGAGGCGCCGUCAAUGCUGGCCCUGGUGUGACGACCGUCCCGUCCUCUGCUACCGCGGUGCAAACCGCCUUUUCUCAGCUGAGCAAGCCCGACCUUCAGCAGCCUGCUCCUGUCGACCCGUCGCUCGAUGUCCCCAGUCCCGACAAGUCGAAUAUGCCUCCUCCGCCCCGCCGCACGUCCGACUCUGCUUCCAGAGCUCCUACGCCCGCUUCCCGACGGAGGACGUCGAUUACGAGAGGUGCUUCCCGGAGUCCGGGUCCGGCAAAUGCCUCCAGGCGAUUAGAACAACAACAGCAGCAACAACAACAACAACAACAAGAGUCAACCCCCGCAAAUAUAUCGACCAAACGAUCUGCUCUAGCUCCGCCGCCGGAAGAGGGUGUCACCUCUCCGACAAAAGCCAAUGCUGAUGACAGUGAUACGGGCCUCCGUCGCGGUCCUUCCAGGACCGCCAGCGGUGGCGGCUCGACGUUGGAGACCGUCGAAGAAGCCAGUCUACCUUCGACUCCGAUGACGGACAAGACCACGAAGAGCCAGACGGAAGAGGCUCCACUCCCAAAGAUCGAGGAAGCCGUCAAGCAGAUGGCGGAAAGUGGGAGUGAAAGCGGUGGAAACAAAAGCUCGGGGUCCAAGGACGAGAAUCGUCCCAAGGCGGCCACGACUCGACCGUCGGGCGAUGUCCUCCCGAAACGGUCUUUUACGUCUCUCAACAGUGCCCGAAAACCGGGUGAUGGCUCAGUGCGCAACAUGAUCGUCGAAACCGAGACCGUCACCUCGAUUCCGCAGGUCUCGCUGGGCGUGGGCACCGGGGAGAGAGGUUCUUCGAGGAACGAUCAGGGAGGAACGGUCCGGAUGAAACCGAGCAUGGAGACUAUUCGACCCAAGAAGGAGAAGAAGAAAUCUACGCGGAAACCGACCGGAAAUGCAUCAUCCAAGGCCGACAUUUUCGAAGCCAAGGUCGCCAGUGCGGUCGACGAGGCCGAUGUGUCGGAUUCGGACGAAACCUUCGUCUACGAGUCCAACCCGCCUGACCCGCACCCCGGCCGACAACAUCGAUACCACUCGCGAACCCCAAGCACCACGUCGAUGGCCAGCCAGGUGGACCAGUUUGUGGGCCGAUCGCGAAGCGGUCUCCGAGACGGCCACGGCGUGACCGGCAAACGGAGCAUGAAGUUUACGAACAACAACAACUACAACAACCUCGAUGGCGACGGCGGCGACUUGGAGCAAGGUCGCGGCAGCGGACGGGUCGACAGCAAUGGACACUCCAGCCGUCAUCAUCAUUUCGGCCGCCAUGGCCGGGGAGGUGUAUAUCCCUCCUUCUUCGACGGCGACUCGCCAUUCCCGCAGUCCCAAUCGCAGGCGUCUCGCUCGUCGCGACAUUACUUUAGCAACGGCUUCCGUCAGAACCGGCGUGGGAACAACCCCCGCGCGUAUCAAAACUAUCGAACCAUCGGCAGUCCCAAAAACAUGGGCGAUGCGUACGCUGAUGAUUUCGAUGGUGACGGCGCCGAUGAUGAGCGCACGCCCCUGGUUGGGUCUGGUCGAGGCCUGCGGAGCCGGAACGGGCGUCGGCCCAACAGCGCCAGUCUGCGGCAGAUGGAAUAUCUGGAGCAGCGCCAUCGGACUUGCUUCUCCCGGUACGGCGGGUGUCUCAUUGCGGCCUUCCUGGUGUUUCUCCUGAUCGGCGGCGCGGCCACCCUUCUCGUCGCGCUGACCAAGCCGUUGCUGGACGUUCACGUCACGAAGAUCUCGAACGUCCUGGCAUCGGAGCAGGAGAUUAUGCUCGACCUGAACGUGAAUGCCAUCAAUCCGAAUAUCUUUCCGAUUGCGAUCGGCAGCAUGGAUGUGAACCUUUUUGCCCGGAGCCGAUAUGUCGGCAGUGAGAAGUUCUGGCGGGACCAUGGGCCGCAUCCUGAUAACCCUUUCCCUCGCGUGGAGCGCAGCAAGCGGCGCGCUGAACUGGCGCAGAUGGUCCGACGUGCGUUGGCCGAGCCGCAGCCGUCCUCCCCUGAGGUUCAGGCCACGGACGGGGUCGAUCGGGGCACAGAUCCCAUACCCGAAGAUCCUUCAGGCGACGCCCAGACGAUGCUGCUGGGUCGGGUCUUCGAGUUCGAUUCGCCCCUCAUCUUCGACCCGUCGCCGUGGGCCCGUCAGCCGUCCAGUUCGUCCGGAGGGAUCCGUCUGGCGAGACCGGGCAACAAGACGGAAGAGGGCGGCACGGAGCGGUGGGAGCGGGUGCUGCAGCAUCCGUUUGAGCUGAUUGUGCGGGGCGUGGUCAAGUAUUCGCUGCCUCUGAGUUCGAGCGUGCGAUCGGCGUCGAUCAGCUCGAAGGUCCAGGUAUCGCCGGAUAGGGACGGCGAUGACGAUGGCGGUCCCCGCAACGACACGGUGCGGAUCAACAGACGACCUGUCGCCAGGGAUGGUACGGCGUCCGUCAGCCGGAUGUUUUCGGGCUGA